AUAGACCCUGUGCAGAGCUGGUGCUCAGUAAAUGUGGAAGGCAGGCAGGCCGGGUGCCUUGUGAUUUGAAAGGGAGGGAGGUCUGUUUACUGAGCACCUAAGUGAGCCAGGCGGGGCCUCACUGCCUCUUCACAGCCUCCCUGGCAGGCAGGGGCCCCAAGCUCUGUUCCAUCCAAGAGGAAACAGGGACUCCGAGGGGGGGCUGUGACUUGCCCAAAGUCACACAUCUGUCAGAGACCCUGCCAGGAUUUGAACCUUGGUCCCCAGCCCAGCUUCCUACCCUGGUGGAGCUAGCACAAGGGAUCACUGCGCAUCUGUUUCCUUCCUCAGCUGGAGAAUGGGGACAUAACGGUACCUACCUCACAGGUCCGGUGGCUGUGAGCACUCAGUGAGUUACGUCAGCCGGGAGUGCCGGCUGCGUGGGCCGCCCUGCAGCACGUGGCUGCAGGCCUGUGAGUGGGAGGACGAGGACGAGGCGAGCACGGGGGCCGUGUCCUCCAUGGGCAGCUUUUACCAGUCCGGGAGCGAGUGUGCAGUGGAGGAGAGCCUGAAGGUUAGGGCCUGGGCCCAGGAGUCGGCCACUGGCCACCAGUGCAGCGGCGAGUCCUCAGAAGGGCCUGCCAGCACCUUCGACUCGGAUGUGCCCCACGUCGUGCCCUGCAAGUUCAUCAUCUCUCUGGCCUUCCCAGUGACCGCGGGUCACAAAGGAAAAUGUUCAAGUUUGGUUGAAAAAUAUAGGAGACACCCUAAAAUGGACAAACCUAUUGCAAAGGUUCGCCAUUACUACCACAUCGAGUACUUCCUCCUGCCUGAUGAUGGGGAGCCUAAAAAGGUCGAUGUGGUGGUGUUUCCAGCCUUGGCCAAAGUGUUCCUGGAUUCAGGAAUAAAGACCAUCAGGCCAUGGCAAGAAGGGGACAAGGUCUGGGUGUCAUGGACCCAAAGUUUUAACAUCAACAUGACAAAGGAGUUACUAAAGAAAAUAAAUUUUCACAAAAUCACCUUGAGGCUCUGGGACACCAAGGACAAGGUUUCGAAAAAAGCCAAGCAUUAUCGAUUAAAACCUUGCGGGUUUCUGGAAGAUGCAGGAUCUUUUGAGGAGGUGAAACAUUUGGUUUUAAGUCAGAGAAGUUCGUCUGAACAGGGCAUUCACGUCAAAGAGAAGCUGCACCAGGACCGCGCACCAGGGAAGCCAGAAGAAGCAAGAAAAGGCUUAAGCUCUGGACAUGCAGAAAAGGCAACUCUUCCCAAGACCACUGAGAACUAUGAAGAGCUGCUCAGGACGGAAGAUCUUGACACAGUACAAUGUGGUACUUCAAGACCAGUCAUUUCUUUGGGAGGGGCAACCAUGACGGAGAUGAAGGAGUUAAUUGAGAGGUCGUCAUUUAGCAGCUUAACAAACUUGUUGGAAAAGCAAAAAUUUCAAAUUAAACGGAAAGAAUCAGACGCGGGGAGGAAAAGCCAGAGGAGGAGGGAGCAAUCUCGCGUGGAGACAGACUCCAGGCUGGCAGGCCACGGGAAGCAGGGCACCUUCGCCGUGCAGCUGGCGGUGAUGCCACUCCUCGCAGGAUGGCAAACUGUCGUGAGUCAUGGCAGUGGGAGGUCGGCCAACGUCUUAGAUUGUUUUUUGACCCUAAAAACAGAAGUUCCCCUCAUGACUGAAGAGCAAAAGCGGGACUUAAACCCCCUGACCAUAGAGGUCAAGUGUGUUUCCUGCCUUCCAUCACGGUCUGUGUCCUUCAGUGAACUAGAGCGGCUGUGCACCCCCGUGUACUGCAGGUACCAGUUCCACAGGACCCCGGUGCACAGGACUGAGGGCCAGCCCCAUGGGACCCACGUCUACUUCCAGGACGUCAACGUCAUCUUCCUUGGGGCCAUGCACCCCAGCGACCUGAGGGAAUACCUGGAGGGCCCCCCCAUGGUGGUGGAAGUUCAUGACCGGGACCGCAAGUCAGAGGGGUAUUCCCGCAAGCCUGCCCUGUUUGGGGAGGACCCGCUGGAUUCGUACCUCAACUUCCAGACCCUAAUUUCCCCGAAAGAGACGGAGAACAACCCCUUUGAAACCCAGGACAAGAUGUGGGACCCUUACGGGGUUGCCCAGGUCAGCUUUGCCGACCUCCUCCUUGGCCACAAGUACUUGAACCUGACCGUCCCCGUCCACAGCUGCGAGCCCAAGGCCACGCGCCUCGGCCAUGACGGCAGGAGCAGGAAGGUGGCGGGGUUCCGGGUGCCCGGAGACGGCCUGCGGCACGGCCCGAUGCCCCCGGGCGACUACCUGGAGGCCAGCUGCCUGCUGAAGCUGCGGGUGGGCGUGGCGGUGCCGCUGCGGGCCGGGACCGAGGCCCUGGACGCCAGCCCCACGGCCUCCCCGUUUGGCCGCGUCAUCUUCGUGUUCGCCUCCAGGAAGCUCUCACUCCUGCACGGCCUCCUGCAGGACGUCACCGUGAUCAACGCCGGGGCCCUGGGCCUGGACUCCUGCCCCGUGGAGGACGUCCCGCAGAUCCUGUCCGCCUUGAAGAUACGGGCGAAGAUCCAGGAGCGGCCGGACCUGGACGUGCUCACCGGCUUCCACCUGCUGGACGGGCGGGGCCGCCUCCUCAUCCUGGAGGGCUUGGCCGACCGGGGCCUGAGGCGGCUGUGGGAGAGCCACCAGAGCCGGGUCCCACGGGCGGAGCCCGGCUCCUACAAGGCGCUCUACAACUCGCAGCUGCGCUUCCGCCGCCGCCUCUACGCCGACCUGGAGACUGUCCCGUACCACGUGCGCCUGUCCCAGCCGCUGGCGCAGCUGGUGAAGCACGCGGCGCUCUACGUGCGCAACACGGUGCCGCCGCAGGUCUUUCAGGCGCUGAGCAGGAUCUACUGCAUCUGCUAUUACAGCUCCAGGCUCAGGGAGGUGAUCACCGGGGACCUGCUGCCCUCCUCCUCCAUGAUCAAGGAGCUGAGCCAGGAGUUUGGGUUGCCCAUUUCCCAGGAAGAUCUUACAGAGGGAAAACUGCUGGCUAUGUCCCCUCCUCUUGCCCCCAAUCUGGAGGACUUCCAGAGCCGGAAUUCCACCCUCACUUCUGAGAUCCAGGCCCACCAGGAGAAGUACCUGCAGUGGCGGAACACCAUGAUCCUGAAGAACAGAGACCAGAAGUACAGCCUGAUCCAGAAAAACAUCUCGGGGGCCUACGAGGUCAGCAAGAAGUCUCCCAAGUCCGUUGUGAAGGUGAUCAAGAUCUCAGCCCCGGCCAAGGAUGCUGUCUCUAACUACAGUAUCCAGACCCUGAACUCUACAGAGCUUGCAAAGAAGGAGCUGUAUCGAGAGACGGCCAAGGAGCCAAGGAAGAGACUCACGUACUCCCAGAGCCACCUGUCAGCCACAGUGGAGCCUCAGGAUUCAGAGGAGGAGAAGAGAAAAGCCGAGAGGAAGUCCCGCGACGCCUGGCUCACACCCAGUGGCUUCCAAGUGACCAGUCUUCACAGCACGGGCAGGACCCAUCACCUGGGGCUGCCACCCCCCGGCGCCGUCACGGAGGAGUGGAGGGAGAAGGCACUGUUUGCUAAUGUGCUGGAGCCGGUGCUGCACCGAGAGAGCUGGGGCUGGGACCGGCGCCACCAGGACUUCGAUCUGUACACGCAGCCGCCGCCGUUCUUGGAGCUGCCGCCCCCUCCGGCGCCAAAGCCCAGGACAGGCAGGAAGGUGAAAGGCAGUGGUCCUGUGUCCUGAACAGCAGAGACCCGCCCAUCGGAGCUGAGAGCACCGGCUAUGGCCACGGACACAACUUGGCAACCCCACCUGUCUCUGGGUCAGCUGGCGUGGACCCCGUGCUCACCCCCGACCCCCGGACGCACCCAGCCCCUCCCUUCCCCGCUGCCCGGCAUCAUUAAAGUGCAGCAGAAUGGCCCCUGCAGGGAGGCUGCCUGUGUGG
Messenger RNA from Balaenoptera musculus (blue whale), 3908 nucleotides. RefSeq names its product cilia and flagella associated protein 92 (putative) (gene CFAP92). The record is from RefSeq and is a predicted model, not a curated record. NCBI's taxonomy places the organism in Eukaryota, Metazoa, Chordata, Mammalia, Artiodactyla, Balaenopteridae. The transcript is spliced from 16 exons. The coding region runs from base 500 to 3706 and encodes 1068 amino acids.